AAGAGUCGGAAGUUUUGAUCUGUAGUUGUUCCGAUUCGUGGGGAAGGUUGAAAGAUUAAAAAUGGGCAACUACCUAUCGCUCUACGUGACCAAUCCGGAGGGAACUCCGAAACCCCUUGCAAGCCCUUCCUUCGAUGCGAAUAUGGGUUUCCCGAAUGGCCGGAAGGAAAGAGUGAUGAUCGCAACCGAGCAGGAAAUGGAAGCAGCCAAGCUGCCGCUGGCCGAUCGGGACUACUGUGCCCAUAAGCUAAUCGCCCAUCGUGCCUGCCGAGCGGACGUGUGGCCAUGGGCGUACAAGUGUGCCCACGAGAAGCACGACUAUCUCAACUGUCAAUAUGAGGAUUACAUCUACCGGAUGAAGGAAUACGAGCGCGAGAAGCGAUUGCUUCUGAGAAAACAGAGAAUCGAAAAGAAGCAAGCCCAGGAACUGAACGCUUGAAUGUAGCAGCUACAAUUUCGCGAGGCAAGUCACCGCCCCCGCCAUCGGAGUAUGUCCUUAUCAAUCUUGUUAAUAUAAAUUUAGUAACAGCAAAUGUGCAACCAAUUUUCCUAUUCUUCAACCGAUUCAUUCUACCGAAGCCAAUAAAAACGAAGAGAUUGGUUUU
Messenger RNA from Ochlerotatus camptorhynchus, 605 nucleotides. It is a transcript of the gene ND-B18, whose product is annotated as NADH dehydrogenase (ubiquinone) B18 subunit. The record is from RefSeq and is a predicted model, not a curated record. The coding region runs from base 62 to 439 and encodes 125 amino acids. Gene Ontology annotation, cellular component: mitochondrion. Lineage: Eukaryota; Metazoa; Arthropoda; Insecta; Diptera; Culicidae. The transcript is spliced from 4 exons.